This is a messenger RNA of Nycticebus coucang (slow loris), 2927 nucleotides long. RefSeq names its product StAR related lipid transfer domain containing 4 (gene STARD4). The transcript is spliced from 6 exons. Gene Ontology annotation, biological process: cholesterol import; cholesterol transport involved in cholesterol storage; intracellular cholesterol transport. NCBI's taxonomy places the organism in Eukaryota, Metazoa, Chordata, Mammalia, Primates, Lorisidae. Gene Ontology annotation, cellular component: cytosol; endoplasmic reticulum. Gene Ontology annotation, molecular function: cholesterol binding; cholesterol transfer activity. The record is from RefSeq and is a predicted model, not a curated record. The coding region runs from base 180 to 806 and encodes 208 amino acids.
CGGCGGUGGGGAAAGCAGUGUUGUUGAAAGAGUGGGGUUCUCUCCCCGCGCGCUGCACCGACUUCCAGGUUCUUGCUUCAUCUCGGGAAUAGGUGGGGAAAGCGACCGAGCCGCGGCGAGAGGGCGGCGACCCGGGAGAGGGCGACUGGGGCGUUCGGGGAGCCUACCAGAAAGAAAAAAUGGAAGCCCUGCCUGAUGUCACUUCUUUUGCAACUAAACUUAAAAACACUCUCGUACAGUACCAUAGUACUGAAGAUGAUAAGUGGCGAGUUGCCAAGAAAACAAAAGAUGUAACAGUUUGGAGAAAACCCUCAGAAUUAUUUAAUGGCUAUCUCUACAAAGCUCAAGGUGUCAUCGAUGACAUUUUCAGUAGUACCAUAGACCAUAUACGCCCAGGGCCUUGUCGUUUGGAUUGGGACAGCUUAAUGACUUCAUUGGAUAUUUUGGAGCACUUUGAAGAGAAUUGCUGUGUAAUGCGUUACACUACUGCUGGUCAGCUUUGGAAUAUAAUUUCCCCAAGAGAGUUUGUUGAUUUCUCCUAUACUGUGGGCUAUCAAGAAGGGCUUUUAUCCUGUGGGAUAAGUCUUGACUGGAGUGAAAAGAGACCAGAAUUCGUUAGAGGAUAUAACCAUCCCUGUGGUUGGUUUUGUGUUCCACUCAAGGACAAUCCGAGCCAGAGUCUUUUGACCGGCUACAUUCAGACAGACCUGCGGGGGAUGAUCCCUCAGUCUGCGGUAGAUACAGCCAUGGCAAGCACUUUAACCAGCUUCUACGGCGACUUACGAAAAGCUUUACAAAAGACAUAAUAUCUUCAAACUUUUAGUAUUAUGACCCUCUGGAUCAACUCUCUCCUGUGCAGAGCCUGUAAAAAUCGUCGAUUCUACUUUCCUGCAUAGACUGUAGAAAAAUCUGAUAUGUUUUUGGUUUUGUAGCACAAUGUUUUAUUUUAUUCCUACAGUAAACAGCUAGCUAAGAGAGGGCGUUUCAGUUCUCUUAGAUUGUAAUUUGCACAUUGGUAUGGCAGAAAGGACUAUCACAGAAAUCCACAAAGAAGUAAGCACAGUUCUUUGACCCAAACGCUUAAGAAAUUAAAUAUUGUCUCAGAAUGAAUAUUUUGGCUGCAUGGAGAUUAGCAAAAUCACAAGCUUCAUGCUGUUAGAUUAAAAUCACUAUUUUAGAGGCUUAUGAACAUUUUAUAAAAUUUUAAUUUUUUCGAAAUUAAAUAUUAGCAUUUUACUUUGGUUAUCCUCUGUGAGUUAAGGAAAAGUGCUUUCAUCUAUAGUGUAUAGAGAGAAACUUCAUUGUCAAUUGACUUGCACUCCUGUAAGUUUUGAAAAGACAAGAAAUGAGAAAGGAAUAGAUUAUAGUUUUAUUAAGUUAAUUGAAAAAAUCAAUCAUAGUAACUACGGGUACAAUUCAAAUAAUUCAAAUAAUUUAGUUUUGAUAUCUAGGUAGUAUAUCUAGUGUAUUUUUUGUAUCUUUGAAAACAAAUUUGUAGAUUUAUUUUGAGAGUCUUAAAAACAUUUAUGCAUGAAUUUGAUAGUAAAAAAUUCUGCCAAAUAUGCACUGGUAAUACCCAUUUAUUGAGCAAUACUCUGGUUGUAUGAAAUGGCUGGUGGUAUCCUGUAAUCACCAACAGAGAGUCUUCUCUCUAAAAAGUCACACUGAAUGUUCUGUACAUACCAAUUCUGUAAGUGUCACUCAACCCACAAAGCAUUAUAAACUUCAUCAUGACUAUUUGCGUUUGUGAUGUGACUUCAGUCUGGAACUAGAACAAAUGCAUUCUGACAUUCAUCCAAAUGCCUAUUAGAUGUCAUUUUACAAUGACUAGAUGACUAGUGGGUCCCUUGAUUCUGCAGCUGCCCUAGUGAACAUUUGUAAGUGAUUUUAACAUUCCAAAUGAUUCUUUGACUUUUGAACUAGCAUCUAGUUUACUUCUAAAAUGAGAACUUGAGCAGCUCAGUGUGUCCGGGCACGUCUUUGCAUGUCUAUAAAUACACGUACACAUCUUAAAACCCGUCUCCAUGUUCUGUGUCGGUUCUUCACGUGUCACUGUUUUCCUUCUUGGUUAACGUGGGGUAAAGUGAGUCCUGGAAAUACUUACGUGCUAGGCAGGCCAUGAAACGCACACAAGUAUGUACUGAUCAGUGCGUGAAAGUUUAAUCUGUGUUUUAUCUACUUUAUUGUGUUUUCAUACUCAUUUUGACAGAGUGAGAGAGAGAAGUUGUUUUUGUUUUUAUGUUUUUGCUACUGGUGAUACGUUUCAAAAAAACAAGAGGUGGCAACACCACAAUGUCUAUAAUGAAUCAUUUCGUACUUCGUCUCAAAAAAUAAUUCGUUUCAAGAGCUGACAAAAGAAAUUGCCAAUAUCCUUUUCUAAAGUGACUGUAACUUUUGAAUUAUCGGAUUUCUCUUCUAAUUUUUUUCUUUUGCAGUAGGGAAAGAAAACUCAGCAGUUUACUUUCCGGUUCUCUAUGGAAAUUGUUAAAUGUUAGUUUUGACUUCAUUUAUUUUCCUUCAUUUGUUUUUAUUAGUGUAGAGUAGGAGGUCCCAUACUCCAUUCUGUGCAGAGAAGCGAAAUUCUAAGGGUGCUCAGUGUGAGUACAGGGCUCGUGACAAGACUACGUACAUUACGGUCAGGGCUGUGACUUCCCGCGCUGGGUGCCCACAGGCCACAUACACCGCCCACUCUUGCCGCUCCAGUGUUCUCUUUCUCCUGCUGACAUGCUCCUCCAGUAACUGACAAUAUAAUUCACUGCUGAAUGUGGACCCACCGCAGGUAAAAUGACCCUCAUGGAAAAAUUUUCAUUGCAAAAUUGAAUCAUAUGGUGAGUUUAAAAAUUACUGAAUCACCUGAAAUUUAUGUCCAGUUUCUCAUUGGCUCUUUAGAUCCACUGGGUUCUAGCUAUGAAUGUUUUUUUUUUUUU